This is a messenger RNA of Ilex paraguariensis (yerba mate), 5920 nucleotides long. The record is from the annotation of a GenBank genome assembly. NCBI's taxonomy places the organism in Eukaryota, Viridiplantae, Streptophyta, Magnoliopsida, Aquifoliales, Aquifoliaceae.
AACCGAUCCCCAAUCCUUAACUUCUUUUAGGUUCUUUUACUCUCUCUCGCUCUCUUUCUCUCACAACAUCUAGUGUUUCGAAUCUAUCUUUAUUUAGGUUAAUUUAGGCUACAAUUGUUUCUUGGGUAUCGAAUUUCGUGAUUUUCUUGUUUUAUACCGGUUAAUUCUGUGAAACAAUGCCUCCAAGAGCGGUGAAGAAGACGCCACCUGGCCCGGGGACGAAGAGGACGGCAAGGGUAACCCGAGGGACGCCCAAGGCAAAAAGUCAGCCCGAAAUCGUCGAAGAUUCGGUGAAGAUUGAGAAGGUUUCGGUGGAAGUCAAAGAGGAGGUGACGGUUGAAGAGGUUAUUGAGGAGAAGCUAACGGUUGUGGAGAACAAGGCCGUGUCAGCGACGGUUCUGGAACGAGAGGUGGAGACGAAGACGGAGGCAAAAUCGGAGGAGAAUAGAACUGGGAAGAAGGAAGGUGAGGUGAAAGUGUCCAUUGAGGAAUAUGAAAAAAGUGAACGAUUGGAUUUGGAGGAUAAUGAGCCUGAAUAUGAACCUGAAGAAUAUGGUGGUGACGAUUAUGAUGAGAAGGACAUCGAACAGGAGGAUGUUUAUGAUGAGGUAGAUGAAGUAGAGGAAGAAGUUGAUGAGGGGAAUGUAGCUGAAGAGGAAGAGGGUGAUAUGGUUGAGGAGGAAAUGGAAGACGUACGUGACGAUCUUGAGGGUGAGGAGGAUGAUGGGCAUGCUGGAGAGGAGCAUGGUGAGAUGGUUGAUGCAGAUGAAGAAGAACACCAUAAAGUUUUUAAAGAGAGGCGCAAGCGGAAGGAGUUUGAAGUUUUUGUGGGGGGCUUGGACAAGGAUGCUACUGAGGAGGAUCUUAGAAAAGUCUUCAGUGUCAUUGGUGAUGUUACUGAAGUCAGACUUAUGAUGAAUCCUCAGACUAAGAAGAAUAAGGGGUUUGCAUUCCUGCGUUUUGCAACUGUGGAACAGGCAAAACGAGCUUGUACCGAGCUGAAAAACCCAGUGGUUAAUGGGAAACAAUGCGGUGUUACUCCAAGUCAAGACAGUGACACCCUGUUUUUGGGUAAUGUAUGCAGGACAUGGACAAAGGAAGCUUUGAAAGAGAAGUUGAAGCAUUAUGGAGUUGAGAAUAUCGAGGAUUUGACAUUGGUUGAAGAUGGUAAUAAUGAAGGAAUGAAUCGGGGCUUUGCUUUCUUGGAAUUCUCUUCUCGUUCAGAUGCUAUGGACGCUUUUAAGCGUCUGCAGAAGAGAGAGGUCGUUUUUGGAGUUGAUAGGCCUGCUAAGGUUUCUUUUGCAGAUUCCUUCAUUGACCCAGGUGAUGAGAUCAUGGCUCAGGUUAAAACUGUUUUUGUGGAUGGUCUCCCCGCUCCAUGGGAUGAGGAUCGCGUACGGGGGCUUCUCAAGAAAUAUGGGCACAUUGAAAAGAUUGAGCUUGCUCGUAACAUGCCAUCUGCCAAGAGAAAGGAUUUUGGAUUUGUCACAUUUGAUACCCAUGAUGCUGCAGUGACGUGUGCUAAAUGCAUUAAUAAUGAAGAAUUGGGAGAAGGAAACAAUAAGGCGAAAGUCAGGGCCCGGCUAUCAAGACCACUACAGAGAGGCAAAGGUAAACAUGUUGCUCGUGGAGAUUUCCGUCCUGGGCAUGGAGCUGCACGAGUUGCUAGGGGUCCAUGGAGUCGUCCAGUUCCACAUAAUUUCCCCGUCCGAGGGGCAAGGGGAUUUGGAGGACGCAUGCCCCCUGCUGUUGAUCGUGGUUUGAAGAGGCCUGUUGGAUUUAGGGAUCGACGACCAGUUAUGGCUAUGCCUCCAAGGGGUAGGCCACUGGCUCCUUUGUCAAGGUCAUAUGACAGAAGACCCCCCCCUGUCCCUUCAUACCCCAAGAGUAUCAUGAAGAGGGACUAUGGCCGGCAAGAGGAGCUUCUUCCAAGGAGCAGAGCUGCUGCAGAAUAUGGUUCUAGAGUUGCCUCAGAGAAACGUACAUCAUAUAGAGAUGACUAUUCCUCCCGUGGAUCUGUCUAUCCUGAUUUGCCCAGAGGUACAUCCCGCCCUGCAGCUAGGAGAGCAGCUUAUGUUGAUGAUGGCUAUGAGCAAAGGUUUGAAAGGCCUCCUCCAAGUUAUCGUGAGGGACGUGGGCGUGAUUAUGAUUCAAUUUCUGGGUCAAAACGUUCGUACACUGCAAUGGACGACGUUCCUCCACGAUAUGCUGAGGCAGGAGUACGGCAAUCACGUGCUCGUUUGGAUUAUGAACUUGGUGGUAGUGCUUCUCAGUAUGGGGAUACUUACAGUGAUAGACUUGGGAGAUCUAAUCUAGGAUAUGGUAGCAGCAGCAGAAAUUCCAUCUCCAGUCAGGAUUCACAUGGGCUUUAUAGCAGCAGCAGCAGCAGUCGUCAGGGUAUGGGUUAUGCUGGAGGUUCUUAUGGUGGCAGUGAUGCUGGUAGGAUGUACUCAUCAAGCUUUGGUGGUGAUUACAUGUCUCGUGGGGGUGAUGUUGGUGGUAGCUCUUACUCAUCGCUAUAUUCUGGCCGUGGUUUGGGUGGUAGUAGUUACAUGGGAAGUGGUGGUUCUGGAUCAUAUUAUUGAGUUGUCUUUUGUUUAGGAUCAUGGUUGCAGAAGACUGCUUCUGUUUCUUCUCAUAAGCGCUGUGCUAAGAUAAAGGAGCGUUGUGGUUACUAGUGAAUUCGUGUAUGGUACAGAUUUGAGUUGACAAAGAGGCUGCUGUAGGAUGUGAAUUAUUCGAAGCUUAUGGAUUGAGAUGCUCAGAGAGUUGAAAUGGAAGCAUGAAAAGCCUCUUCUGUUUGGGUACAGGGAAAGAUCUAUUGUAGUAGAAGUUUUUUACUCCAGGGCGUCUUAGAUCUACAGUUUCAAUAUUUAGAUGGCUCGUAUUUUUCCUGCUGUAAGGACACUUGAGCUGUUCAGAAUUUCAAAAAGAAGACAUGUUACUAUGUGGUAUUUAUGAAUGAAUGUUUUUAUCUGUAUCUCCCUGUAAGAUUUUGAUGGACAAAGAGGAGGUAAGUUACUGUAUCCAUUCCACUGGACAAACAAUACGUGGUUUAAGCUCAAGCUGUUCUUAAUGUGAUUAAGGGCUUUUGGACGAGUAAGAAUUUGAGGGCAUUAUAUACCGUUCUAACUAAUCUUGGUUUUUUUGGUGUUACAACCCUUGAUCCAAUAUCAUAAAACAUAGAGGGUUGGUCAGCCAACGUUGUGAUUUUGUACCUUGCCAGAUUAAACAAGUUCCUCUAAGCAUUUAUGGAUCAACUUGCUUCCCACAAUGCCCCCAUAUUACUGGAAAUGGGCUGUUUAAGAUGGCAUUGAACUAUUAAUAUCCAUUAGAGCAAGUAUGGAUGUAUUGACGUUUGAGUUUAAUCUUUGGUCAUCUAUUAUACUGCUUUUUCAGUGUUGGCUGACUUCACUAAAAAAUGUAAGUUGGAUAUCAUCUUGGUUCCAUUGAAAUCUUCAACCAGCUAUGUUGAAGUACCCCCUCUGUUGAUGAUCAGACUAAAGAAUGUAGUGUUUGUGCAACUGGAGAAUGAUUAUGGCAUCUGUGCUUGUCAUCAUUACAUUGUCAAUUGUAUCUUGACGAAGCUAAAGUCUGUUGAUGGAAUCUAUUGGUUCGUUUCUUUGGUUCCUUUGGCUGGUUGAAGUGACCACACUGAUUCUUUAUUUCUCCUGGAAAUUGGAUUUUGUGCUGUCUGUAGGUAUGUGUACAAAUUGUGUUGUCUGUAAUGUCCACUUGUAUAUCUAACGCAUGUUGGGGAUAGAUUUUUAUACAACUAGUGCUGCUUGACAUUGGUGAAAUUUGUUGCGACACCCUUGGUAAAUGCCAUCAAAUGUCGUGAUGGUGAAAGUCACCUGGAACAUAAAUAGUUUUUGGCUGGAUAAGAAUGAGAUGUUGAAUAACUUCGUUAUGGGUGAUGUUUGCUGAUUGGUGAGUGAGAUGAUAUAGCCAACAUUGUAGAGGUCUUUUUCGUAUCUUCUUGUUGAAAGUUUGGAAUUUGGAAAUCUGGAUCUACCUAUUAUGUCAUUGUUGGAUAAGAAACUAUUAGAAGGGAUCUAAUUACAUUACAAGGGUUGUAUUAGUAAUGCCAUUGUACAUGCUUUGGGAAUGUUGCCCAAAUAAUCCUUUGGAUAAAUGAUCUCUUUCUUUUAGAAAACUUUAAAGGAAGUUGGUUAUUCUUCGUGGAUCAGGUAGAUAGUCAUUCUAUAAAGAAAAUCUAUAUUGCUUGUUGAUAAGGUAGAGGUGGAGCAAUUGAGCGACUGGUAUUGUUUGAGCUGGUGCAGUGAACAAACAGUGUUUUUUGUUUGAAUCUGAGAACAAUUACUUCGUGCGAAUUAAUGCUAAAGGUUAGGCUCUUAUGUAGUCCAUCCCUCCGAGCACCCUCAAAUCAUUUGGGGACCAAAUUGUGUAUUGGCACUGGAAAUGUUUUAGAAAAACUACAUGUCCAUUAUUGGCAUUUUGUGGCAAAUAUCACCCAAUUAGAAAUUCUUGAUGAUAAUCUUUUGAUAGCUGUUUUGUAUCCGCGUAGUAUAUAUAAGUGACUUCUUGUUGACUACAGCAACAUCCCUGGGUGAGGUUCGUUUUUUAUUUUUGGGGCUUAGUAAACACUGCCUUGUUCUUUAGGCAUUUAAAAGUACUGCGUCAUUCCCUUGUCUUUGAAUAUGUAUUUAUCAUGGUUUUGUUAUGUUCAAUAGGAUGUAUGUGCUCAUCUAUGACAUUUUUAUUUUGAUUCUACUUUUUUUUAAGGUGAUUGAAUUGUUGGUGAUUUUUUCCUGUAUUUUUUUUUUUUUAGAUUUUGUUGUCUCAAAUAUAGUGUCUUGUUUUGUUCCAAAAAUAAAAUAAAAUAGUGUCUUGAGCAACUGAGUUUUUGAGAUGGUCUGACAGAUAGUGUCCUGGUUUGAAGUUUGGCAUCAUGGUUUUUUACACACUUAAUUUUCUGCUGCUCAUCUCCAAGAGCAGUUCGUGCUGUGAAAUCCUGCAUUAGAACUGGUUUUAUUGACGGUGAUGCGUGUGACUUACCCCCGCUCAUGUAGUUCAUGGAUGAAAUAGCGGUAAAACGAUUGUUAGACUAUAAUUUUUGCCAUCUUGGUUUACCUACCUUGCCCUUUUUAGGUUAAUUAUCGUUGAAUGCAGACGUAUGUUUGCUGUAGCUAACCUUUAUGAGGUAGUAAUUGUAUGUGUUACUUGAGAGUUGUAUUUUGCUGGGUUUAAAAAGUAUUAACUUUUCAUGAAUUCAGUUUGGUGGCAUUCCAUGCCAUAUUUGCAAUUUUGUAGGUUAAAUUUUUUAGGGAAAAUUCCAUUUUAUCCACAUGUCCAAAAUGCACACACCCAAGGGCUCAGAGAUGGUUAAAUCUGGUGUUGUUGAUACACUGACAUUAUUGAAAGCGGGGUUGGAGAGGUGUUGAUUAUGAAGUUCAUUUCAAUGAACUUUGUGACACCUCACUCCCUCUCUCUGUAGACAUGGCUAUUCAUAGUUGAAUUAGUUUUCUUGUCUAUUCAGAGUAGGGGUGGGUGUGGCGGAUUCUGCUGGAGUUGUUUGGAUGUUCUUCUGAACGAGAAGAAAAUAAAGAGAGAAGAGGUCAUUUUAUAGGUGCCGUUGACUGUGUUGUACACUUUGGUCUAUAAACCACAUUAGGAUUUUGGUUACAAUAGGGAGAUGAAAGCUAUGUGGGUAAACCAUAAGGGGGUAAAAAUAAAAUUUAUCUGAGUUUUUGUUGGACACCCCCACAAUUUUUGAAACUAGUGUGUGAUGCCAUUGAUGUUCAAAUAUAUUGGAUUUGUAUUGUCCUUUUUGCUUCCAAGUUCACAGGGGUUGAGGUCCUGAAAAGUUCUUUCUUGGCAGCUAGAAGAGAAUGUUAAUGCAUUCUGUAUUUUGAUGCUCCAAGGUUCUUGAUUAAUGUAAAUUGUUUUUUUUUUUUUU